CCAAGAACACUAUUAUUAAAGACCAAGAGAAAAAGAUAAAUGAGUUAGAAAGAAAAACAUUGGAAUUAUUGUCUCGUAAUAUGGUUAUCCAUGAGGGUAAUGCCAUUCGUUUAACCCAAACCAGCCAAGACCAAGCCCGAGAAAUAGAAAGGUUAAGGUUAGACAACAAUCGUUUAAGACAAAAUAGGGAUUACUAUCGAACUAAAAGGGACGAGAUUAAAAGUGAAAAAGAUGAGGUGGAAACUGGGGUAAAUGAGCUAAUGGAGAUUUUAAAUAAUCUAAAAGAACAAGUAGCACGAUUAAAACAAGAGAACCAACAAUUAAAAAAUAAAACGGAAAACUUAAUGGCAGUUGUCAGGCAGGAAUAA
Molecule: messenger RNA, 368 nt
Organism: Entrophospora sp. SA101
Lineage: Eukaryota; Fungi; Glomeromycota; Glomeromycetes; Entrophosporales; Entrophosporaceae
Source: the annotation of a GenBank genome assembly